AUGGAUAUAGAUGUGAAUCUCCAAAAAGAAAAGCAUUAAGAUAGAAUAUAAAAACAAUUAAAUAUUCACUAAUAAUUAAUCAAAUAGGCUCUUAAAAAUUAUAAUAGAUAAAUAAAAAUGGGAUUGAAUACAGAUCCAAAACUUUAGGUGUACGAUUUUAAGUUGUUAAAGCCAUAUUAUUUUUAAUUAAAAGAUCCAUUUAAAGGACAUUGGAUGAAAUAAAUACCAAAAAGCUAUUAUAAAGAAAAGAAAUAACAAAAAUAAGAAUAGGAUCUUCAUUAGUUGUUAUGA
Messenger RNA from Paramecium pentaurelia, 291 nucleotides. NCBI's taxonomy places the organism in Eukaryota, Ciliophora, Oligohymenophorea, Peniculida, Parameciidae. The record is from the annotation of a GenBank genome assembly.